AUGCGUGAAAUGGCACGGCGUAUUGCCACUGAGGAUUACGAGCGUGAAAAGCAACACCAGGCCAAUCUGACUGCUCUGAGCGCAAUCGGACCGCAACGUAAACGGCGCUUUGAUACAGCAGAUGAUUCUGGAAACGUGCUACUCACCGAUUCGAGCACUGGCUUGUUGGCCAACCGCGAUUCACUGGGUACUUCCGGUUCUGGUCAUAGCCGUUUAUCCCUGGUCAGUGCGAGUCGACUCAGUCUGCUCGGUUCAGGCCAGACCGGGGUCGGUGGUACUCUCCUAACUCAAUCCGGUGGCCCCGAUUCCGGUCAGAGUGGGUUGUUUUCCUCCUCGAAUGCUCUUUCCUCGGGUGAGCUAGGUACUACUAGCGGUACCGGAACAAACUCUUUCUCUUUGGCCCACUCGUCCCGUGUGCAUCGAGCCAAUUUGAAAGAUGUUCAGCUGGUAUUGUUCCGUACACCCCGAUUGCGUCGAACGCGUGCAUUCUAUCGGACACAUUGGCGACCGUAG
This is a messenger RNA of Echinostoma caproni, 513 nucleotides long. The record is from the annotation of a GenBank genome assembly. Lineage: Eukaryota; Metazoa; Platyhelminthes; Trematoda; Plagiorchiida; Echinostomatidae.